AUGUCGACCACAACAACAACCAUCACCUCCACUCAAAGGCCAACUGCCACCAAGACCUCUUCACUCCGCCAGUCAACUCUCAAGAAGAACAUGUCUAUCACACAAACUUACUACCUCGCCCACAAGGCUCGGGCUAAGCUCUCCCGCGAGGCUGCCCAGUCCGAUCACGACCUCCGCCUGCUUGUCGGACACGCCAACCUCCUCGACUCUUUGAUGCUUGAGCUUGCCGACGCCGAGCGAGAACAGGAGCGAUGGUUCAACCAAUCCGUCCGAGGAGCUACCACACCCCAGGCUGAGCGACGAGUCCAAUGGGCUGAUAACGUUGUCGAGGAGGAGGACGAGGAGGACGAGGAGGAUUACGACUCCGACUCUUCAGCUUCUGACGACUACGAUUCUGAGGAUGAGGAUGUUGAGAUGAUCAACACCCCUUCUCUUCCCGCCAAGGCCAUGAGCCCCCGAAUCACUCACAUCGAACUCGAAGACGAUAUGGAGGAGGAUGACCUCGAGGAGGACUACGCCCAGCUCGAGCUUGUCCGAACACCAUCUCACUCCAACUCUCCUCCUGAGCUUGUCGACCACGACUCAGAUUCAUCUGACGACGACUCAAUGCCACCAUCGCCCCCUCAGUCCAUCCUCGCCUUUGACGAGAAGGACGUCAAGGAACAGUCACAACAAGAACAAGAAUCCAACUCUCUCUACGCUGAGGAGUAUUACCUGCCAGCCCGAAACCCCGCGAGGCUGGUGUCGGCCAUCUCGGUCUACUAA
Molecule: messenger RNA, 765 nt
Organism: Fusarium sp. VM40
Lineage: Eukaryota; Fungi; Ascomycota; Sordariomycetes; Hypocreales; Nectriaceae
Source: the annotation of a GenBank genome assembly